CGAAUUCGAAUCUUUUAAGAUCGAAGCAGCAAAUGAGAGAAUCUUCCAAUUGCUGAAAGAUGCAGCCGAUAACUUUUAUAAAGCUGUAUCACUUGAUACUAAUAUUCAAGUUAAAGAAAUUAUGAAUGAGCUUGAAGAACAAAAAGAACAGCUUUUGGCAAUUAAGUUCAUGAUUGCACGAAAAGAAGUUUCGCCAAAAGAAGAUAUGAAAGAUUUAAAAAUUAAUCCAUUGGAUAUUAAAGAUUGUAAUGAUAAUACCUAUAUUGCUGGCAUUAAUAUCCAAAAAAGGAAAUAUAUUGUGGAUGAUGUAGUCGUAAAAAAAGCACCUAUUUCAGACGAAAGGAAAAUUGUUAAACAAGCAAAAAUUGUCAAAUUGCUUAACGCCUGUGACAAUAUUGAGAAAUUGUAG
Molecule: messenger RNA, 409 nt
Organism: Racocetra persica
Lineage: Eukaryota; Fungi; Glomeromycota; Glomeromycetes; Diversisporales; Gigasporaceae
Source: the annotation of a GenBank genome assembly